UUGGGCAUUGUAUCAUUUCUAGAGCAGCUAGAAGAGCUGGAGAAGAUGUUCCAGGAAGACCACUAUCCUGACAAUGAGAAGAGGAGGGAGAUUGCAGCUGUGGUUGGUGUGACACCACAGCGUAUCCUGGUCUGGUUUCAGAAUCGCAGGGCAAAGUGGCGGAAAUUGGAGAAGUUGAGUAUGAAAGGCAACAGAAAAUACCCAACAUCAUCAGCUCUGUCAGUCCCCUUUGGAUCAGAGGAUUAUGGGGCACCUCCUCUGCCUGUGCUUCCAUUGCCUGAUGCUGCUGGAGACCAGCCUGCCGUGCUGGGAGGAGACCCUGGAGCUGGGGACUCCUCCAGCCUGCUCAGCACACACCCUGCAUCCCUCACUUCUGCCUCAGCCUCCUCGGUGGCAGGAAUGGUGGCACCGUGUGAAGCACAAGCUCAGACCAAGGCGCUGCCGCAGCUGCCCUUCAAUUCCAGCGGCGUGGAGUGCUUCCCUAGUCUUCCCAGCCCUCCUCCCAUCCGCAGGGCCAGCCUGCCGCUCAGCCUGGCCUUUAACCCCCACGGCCACAUUGUUCCCCUGAUGCUGGACACGCCCAGCAGUGAAUGCAGCUUGGCCAGUCAGGAAAACGGCUCCAGGGAAGCCUUCGCUUACUGCGUCCAGAAUCAAGGCUUCAGUUCCACGGUUUCCUGCCCUUACCUCGAGCAGCUGGAGCCUGGAGACGACCUGGAGGCCACCUACUGUCAGUACAGCAGCGGGGGGGAAAUCUACCAGCUCUCCCAGCUCUCCCAGUUCUGCCACCCAGGUCACCUGGCCAGCAAUGUGUUCUCCAGUGACCAUGUCCCUCCUCCAACACCCCUGGAGUCCCAUGCAGCUUUCCCUGCCUUAUCUGCCAACAGUGGAGCCAUAACCUAUGGAGCCACAGAAGGCUAUGUACAAAACCACACAGGGGGACCACUCAUGCCACAACAGCCAAGUGGAAAUUCAGCAGACAUCCCUGCCUAUCCAGCUGUGCCCUGGAGUGAUUUCUACAUGCAGGGAGCUCCUUUCUCCAAUCAGUUGCAUUCCCAAAUGCCUUUUUCAAGCAUGGCAGGAGGACAGUACUUCACAGAGCCAUAUCUUCUUCAAGUGCCCAAUGGAACAGCACUGGAAUCCAUGCCACAGACUGGAACACAGCAGGGAGUGACACCACCAGACCAGAGUUCCUACCAGAGCCACCAAACAGAGCCAGAGUUGGCAGCUCUCGCUGAAAAAGAGGACGUAAAGAGCAGCAGCAAGAAAGGAGAGAAUAUUGUUGAAACUAAAGGAGAAACUAAUGACUGAUGCUGCACUCUGAGAAAAAAAAGCAAAGGAAGAGGAAAAAUUGCUAUUUUAAACUCUGCAAAAUAAGAGUCAAAAAGAGAGACAAGAAUAAUGGUUGCAACAGAUGCACUUUUUUAUUACUUUUUUUGGUUGUAUUUUUUUUUCUUGUUGCCAUGAUUAUUUUCUUGCUGAAGAAAGAAACAGGGAUGUUUCACUCAAUAAAAGUUCCUGCUCUGUCUUUCUUUUUUUUUUUUUUUUUGCAAAUCUCCUGGCUUUAUCCUUCUUAACGAAUUCUAAUCUUGACCAGCCCUCAAGACAGGAAAGAGCUGAUACAGGAACCAGAGUCCCAUGGGUGAAAAUUCCAGAUCAUGCAAGAGUCAGAAGGUCUGGCUGCUAUCCUGGAAUACACAGGAAGAGAAACCAGGAGGAGUAAGAUAUAUGCAAAAUAGGAGGAAGAACUCUAGCAACUACACCUGAUUUUAGUGACUCCAGACAGCAAAAGAAGUGUCAUUGGAAGUCUACCAGUGAUUUGGUGUUUGCUAGCCUUGAAUUACUUCUAAAAAAAUUACUUUCAUUGUAAAACUUGAACAAUAAACAGCAGCAAGACUGUAACUAUAAAUGCUGGCAGUGUAAGCAGAUCCCUUUCUAUUAUUAAUUGGUUUAGCAUCCUAUCUGAAUUGAUCUCUUUGAUCUUGGCUUGAUCGUCUCAGCUCCUGCUUUGCCUGGGAAACAGAUCAAAUGUGUCUUUGAAAUCGGUGGUCAGCAGCAGGAGCAGAGGACUCCAGUGAAGAGCUCGUUCACUCUGAGAGCUACAGUCUCCAGGAAUUGUGCUUCCCAGAGGAGCUGUAACCACCUGGAUGUGUAGGAUGUAUAAUACAAGUGGCUUAAAUGGAUGUCAGGUGCUGGGCCUGUCCUUGUGAGGAAAGACCAUCAUGUUGUAGGAAGAGGGACAUGCAUUUCCUAUGUUACUUCCUGUGUUUAACCCUGAGUCUUCCCACUGGUUUUGGACACAGACAAUGCCCAAAUCAUUUUUGUAUUUCCUGUGAUGUGGGUGCCCCUCUGUACCUUUUGAAAUUAGGCAUUACCAGGUCUUUUGUUUCUGUUCCUCUGCAGUCUGUCCAUGGAGUGUCUGGCAGGAACUGGAUGCUGGAGCUCCUCUCCUUUUUCUUCCUCCUGUAAAACACUGGUUUAUGUCUGGCAGUGGCUGAACACUGCUGGAAGACUAAGCAGUAUAGACAGGGACAGAUUUUGAGUCUACAGCUUUGUGUGGCUAUUCUGGAAUUUCCAUUUCCUACAGCAAAAGCUAAUUCUUGCCUGUAAUAAGCUGAGAAUGGUUGGGCAUGUGCAUUAGUUCACACUUGUUUCACUCAUCCUCAGCUGAACAGCCUAAACCAAUAUUUCCAAGAGGUGUGAAUAGGAGUUUUCAUUGCAAUUACAAGUCACUCUGAAAACUGUUCAUGGUGAUGAUGGCAAAAUUCAUCAUAGCGAGGGCUGGCUGGGAAUCUUGCCUGGAUCCAAAACCAGCCCUUCCAGGUUUGGAAGAGGAUAAAACCAACAGAAUGCCAACUUGCUCAGCCCUACCUGCCCCUUCUCAUAGAAUGAAGAAGUAAAUAAUUUAGUAUGCUUUUUGAGAAAUGCACAUUUUCAGAAACAGGCCUUUGGGAUGUGGUCUGGUGGCAGAGUCACCACCCCAGCUUGUAGCAUCUGCCUACAGCAUUCCAAAUCCAAAUGUGACACUGAGCACUGAAUUUUAUGUGCUGCAAUCUCAAAAGGUUUGAGGAUUGAAUGAGCACGGUGAUGUUUUUGAAAUGGGCAAUCCUUUGUGUUUAAG
Molecule: messenger RNA, 3118 nt
Organism: Corvus hawaiiensis (hawaiian crow)
Lineage: Eukaryota; Metazoa; Chordata; Aves; Passeriformes; Corvidae
Gene: NOBOX
Product: NOBOX oogenesis homeobox
Exons: 7
Coding region: 46-1308 (420 amino acids)
Biological process (GO): regulation of transcription by RNA polymerase II
Molecular function (GO): RNA polymerase II cis-regulatory region sequence-specific DNA binding; DNA-binding transcription factor activity, RNA polymerase II-specific
Source: RefSeq, a predicted model, not a curated record